Molecule: messenger RNA, 443 nt
Organism: Cetraspora pellucida
Lineage: Eukaryota; Fungi; Glomeromycota; Glomeromycetes; Diversisporales; Gigasporaceae
Source: the annotation of a GenBank genome assembly
UUGCUGAUCUUCUCGGUUAUCAAAGACUUUACAUAGAAGUUGAAAGUGAUUUGGAAGAUUCUUCAAAUGGAUAUAUUACUACCAAAAAUAAAAAUGGAAUUAAUGAUGAUGAUUACGAUCAUUCCUUUGUAGAAAAGAUUAUUUCAGACAAAUUAAAAAAGCCAAUCGAUAAACUUUAUUUAGGAGGAAAGAUUCAUAAAUGUAGAAAAGAGAAUUACGUUCCAGGAACAUCAAUUAUAGCAGAGAAACUCCUUGAACAUUCAAAAGUUUAUGUAAAUAUUCUCGAGAUGGGAUUAUUUCAAUAUUUUACUUAUUCACAUAGGGCUGAUAAAGAAUCAAAAAAAGAAAAUGAUAAUGCUAGUAAAACAAAAAAUGACAACGAUAGUAAACCAGAAGAUGAUUAUAAAGUAGACAUAUCGGAAACGAUAAAUCAUAUGAUGUAA